Calidris pugnax (ruff) is the source of this 2789-nucleotide messenger RNA. RefSeq names its product oxidative stress induced growth inhibitor 1 (gene OSGIN1). NCBI's taxonomy places the organism in Eukaryota, Metazoa, Chordata, Aves, Charadriiformes, Scolopacidae. The coding region runs from base 211 to 1710 and encodes 499 amino acids. The transcript has 7 exons. The record is from RefSeq and is a predicted model, not a curated record.
CUAUAUUUAAACAGCUGUCCUAGAGCAGAGGCAGGAGUCGAGUUUUGUGCUUUGGUUGGCUUUGCUGGCUGUACAGUCAUUUUCCUAAAGCUCACACUUCUCAUCGGACCUGCUGCUAAAGGGUCACUGGCCUGGCAUGUAGGAGUGAUAGUGCACCUGUGCAUGGGGGGAACAAGCUUCUAAAACUUGUAGGUAGACUCCAGGACCUAAAUGCUUCCAGACGGGAAGAUGCAUGCAUUAUUGACUAGACCCCACAAUAAGAGUGGGUUCAAGCCACUGCCCGUUGUCAUCAUAGGGAAUGGACCUUCAGGAAUCUGUCUUUCAUAUUUGCUGUCAGGCUACAUCCCUUACUUCAAAAGAGACUCUCUUCAUCCUCAUCCCAUUCUUCAGAGGAAACUUGAAGAGGCACCAGAUGUCUCUAUUUUGGACCAGGAUUUGGAGUAUCUCUCUGAAGGCUUGGAGGGACGAUCCCACAGCCCUGUGGCUCUUUUGUUUGAUACCCUUCAGCGUCCAGACACAGACUUUGGUGGAACAGCAGAAUCUGUCCUCACUUGGUGGCAUGAGACUGACAGAGCCAUCCCCCACCUGGUCCUUGGCAGAAAUGCUCCUGGAGGUGCCUGGCAUUCUAUCGAGGGCUCUAUGGUUACCCUGAGCAGAGGUGAAUGGAUGGGACUCCCGGAUCUCCCAUUCAAAGACUGGCUAAAGCAAAAGAGAAGAGGCCUCAGAAACAAUCGAGCCACGGCAGAAGACAUUGCUCAAUAUUAUCAACACUAUGUGGUGAGGAAAGGACUGCAGAAGAAUUUCAGAUGUGGUACUGUUGUGACCUCUGUGAGGAAAGUAAGUGCAGAGAGCGUCUCCAACCACGUACAGAAAGAUCUGCAGGAGGAUUGUGACUCGCUCUGGAAUUUCAAUGAGAAAAGUACAGAGGUCUUUCAGGUGGAUGGAUUCUUCAAAACUGUGAAAGGUGAUAAAGAGCCCUUCUCUGUCUAUGCAGAGAAUGUGGUCUUAGCUACAGGAACAUACGAUAGUCCUACUUGGCUUGGUGUCAGGGGAGAGAACCUUUCCUAUGUUCAUCACCAGCUGUCUGCCCUAGAGGAAGCAGUGAAGAACAACAGCAUUGGCAUCAUGUCAGAUCCAGUCUUGAUUGUAGGUGCUGGUCUGACAGCUGCUGAUGCAAUUCUCUUUGCUCACCAUUGCAAUAUUCCAGUAAUCCAUGUUUUUCGGAGACGAGUGACUGAUCCAGGUCUUAUAUUUAAUCAGCUCCCCAAAAUGAUGUACCCCGAAUACCACAAAGUCCAUCAGAUGAUGAAAGAACAGUCAGCUGCUUGUGCUGGGCCCUAUGAGUGUUACGUUAGCCUUCCUGAACAUCAUGUGCUAUCCUUUGGCAAGGACAAGAAAUGUAUCUUUCAAGACAAGAAUGGCUAUCAGAAAGUCUAUAAAAUUUCCAUGGCUCUUGUUCUAACUGGCUCAAACCCCAACCUCUCCUUUCUGCCAAAUAAUGGCAUUGACUUGGUGAUGGACAGUGGCCAACCAGUCAGUCCAAAGAGGAAUCCCAUAGAUGUUGACCCAUUCACCUAUGAAUGCACUCAGGAGAAAGGGCUUUAUGCUCUAGGACCUCUAGCUGGAGAUAACUUUGUGCGCUUUGUGCAGGGGGGGGCUCUGGCUGUUGCCAGCUCUCUGUUAAAGAAAGCAAACAAAAAUCCCCCCUAACAAAACAAAAUUCUUGUGCUAACUGUGUCUGGGUAACUGCUGUUUUCUUAAAAAGGAAGCCAUCGAAUUGUACAGCCUCAAAUGCGAAGCCCACUCCUGGUAUCCUCCAAGGUUACGCAGAGACUUACUAAGUUCUUGGAGAGUUAUUUGGGAAGAUGAAGUCACCAAAUACAGAGUGGGUUUCCCACACAGCAGUACCUUCAGUCCCUGGGGAUUCAGCUCCUCUCCUGCACAGCUGUGUAUAAAGGCUGCAAGAGCUUUGGGUCUUGUGCCUGGAAAAGUAGGGGGCAAGGUAGUGAUUGCUCUGCUGUGCAACACCUUCCAGGUUGCUGGAAACUGAAUUGGGGAACAAUCAAUGUUAAUUAUUUCCAGGCAGCAGGCUGACAACCCUGUGUCUUACAGUGUUUUUUCAUGAAACAAAGCCAGCCAAGAUGGUUUUAUUUGCUUCCGUGGCUUGGCUGUAUGUUCUUAUUAGAUCAGAAAUCACUGAAAGAUGUUGCAGGUACCUCUGGCCCAUGAAGUGCUUACUCUGCAAAUAAAAGCUGACAUAAAAACAGUCAAAACUAUUGUCUCACUGACUCCAGCAACAAGUAAUAUGCAAUAUCCUUUUAAACAAGAGAUUCCUGUGAUGUGUUUUUUCUCCUUAUUGAGAAGGAAUGGUACUGAUUUCCAAAUACUUGGUUUGCCAUCUUGCAGCUUUCUGCUUUCUAAAUCCUAAAACUGCAAUAGCCAAAUUCUUGGCAGCUGCUGUAGAGACAGCAGAACUAAAGGGGAGCUACUGGUCUGUCUUGUAACUCUCCAGGCACUGUAUCGGGCUUCUGCUGCACAGGAUUUCAGGAAGAUGCAAUAUGUUGUACAUUGUGUGAAUGUCUAAUGUAAUGUGGUUAUUUUUUUUUAAGAAUACUAUUUCUGUAAAGGGGAAAUUGGCACAGUCACUUUUUGAUAGUUUUAUGUUAUAUAUAUAUAUAGCAGUUUUUUAAUACUAGUUUUCUAAAAGAUUUUUAUUGGCAAAAUAUUUUGUUACAGGCUUUCAGUCAGUGCUUUGUAUGAGCUGGGGUGGGUGGGAGCAAUGCCUUAUG